AUGCCUACCAUUUUAUACAACACCAAUUCCAGUUUAAUUACCAAGUACCGAAGGCCAAAUGCCUCAAAUCAAUAUAAAGGCUUUCUGUCAAAAAAAGGACAUACACGACUGAAUUCUAAAUCGAGUGGAGAUAUUUGGGAGAAAGAUUGUAGUCAUACGAAAAAUUCUGGUAAUGAUGUUUCGUUUGAGAGUGAAUUUGAAAAAGAUUCGGUUGAGUAUCUAAGGGAUUUAUGUUUCUCUAUAUACCCAAAUUCAUUACAUCAGAAAAUCAGAAGCAUAGAAGCUUUGCCAGACCUACAGGUAAAUACCUUUAUUGCCUUAAUUUUCCAAAAUUUCGUUAAGUCUUGGUAUGGUAUCAAAAUACCCACUGAUGAUUCCAAGUUUUUAACCGAACUAUAUAACUUAGUUCAAGAUUUAAUAACAUAUUUGAAGAGUUCCAAAAUCAAUUACCAUGCCCUUUUACUCGAUUAUAUUCCCUGCUUGCUUUCGUCUCACUUGAAAGCAUUAAAUGACUCAUCUCAAAAUAACGAUUUAGUUUAUGAACAGUACUGUAAGCUAACUUUGUAUGAUUCGAAACGAUAUCCAAUGCUAUUCACUGAAAUCAUACAAAGUAAAAUGAGCACCAAAUCUCUACUACAGAGAAGCUUUUUGGAUAGCUUUUUAAAUGAACUUGUGUUCGGGCAUAUUUUUAAUUCAAUAGCGGAACCAUAUUAUCUUCUGGAGGGCUUGAAUAAAAUUUGCAUAAGAAUAAAGCUAAAUUCUGCAGGAAAUACCAGAAACGAGGUGACUCAUGGAAAGCCUAAAUGCGAUCCCUGGUUGUUUGUUUCCAAUGUAAAGCACAAAAUAUUGCAAAUGACCAGGCUUUUAGCUUAUUCAACUUCAACAGAAGCAGCAAAUAUGAACACUGCCGAAAUUCAAGAAACAGCAUUUCUACAAAGAUAUAUUUUUACUUUUUUCACCGAUGAUUUUUUCAAAUUAUCUAUGAGGAAGCCAUUCCUAUUCUCAAUAUGCAGAACGCUUCAGCAUUGGAUCUCUAAAUUAAAUGCGUUAAACAGGGUCAUGUAUAGAACAUUUGACAAUAUUGUUCAAACUAAAAUUACCAGCCCUGUGACAAUUGGCAACUUAUUCUCAUUAUUACGACAUUCUUUGUUUCCUAAUGACAAUAUGAUGGGGCCACCAAGAGUAUUACCAGUGGGUGAUGCUUUUCUAGAGUUCAGAGAAGAGUGUAUUUCCAAUUUAUGGGAUGUUUGUAUGACUUAUAAACUUGAUCAUAUCCUCGCUAUCAAAAGGUCUGACAUAGCGGAUCUUAUUAUCUGCAUAUCGAAGAAUAGGGAUUGCAAUAAACUGCUAAUUUAUAGAAUUAUUGACUGUGUUAUUGCGCAGUUGCCGUAG
Messenger RNA from Saccharomyces cerevisiae S288C, 1392 nucleotides. It is a transcript of the gene NVJ3, whose product is annotated as Nvj3p. Lineage: Eukaryota; Fungi; Ascomycota; Saccharomycetes; Saccharomycetales; Saccharomycetaceae. The transcript has a single exon. Bases 1 to 1392 code for a protein of 463 amino acids. The record is from RefSeq and is marked reviewed.